AUUGUACUAUACUGUAUUGCUUCCUUAUCAUUGCAAGAGUAAAGAACGAACAUCUAAGUUAUAAUUUUCCAUAUUCGAGGAUGGCCGCGAUGCUGUCCAACUGUUCGCGGUUUGUGCCUCGUGUAAUAACAAGAAUUAGUAUAUCACAAACGAAGGUUGUGAAAUCUUUAUAUAGUCAAGGGCACAUUCUAUUUAUCCACACCCAACAUGUGGUCAGCAAGAACUCCCGAUUAUGUACAAAAUAUAAGAAAUUUCAUUGUUGGAUAGACCAAACAAGAUAUAUUCAUUCAACAUCUACUUUAUGGGAAAUGAAGGAAGUUGUAGUACCACCAUUUGCAGAAAGUGUAAGUGAAGGAGAUGUUAGGUGGGAUAAAAAAAUUGGUGAUCUGGUUAAAGAAGAUGAUGUUUUAUGUGAAAUUGAAACAGAUAAGACUUCAGUUCCUGUACCAGCACCAGGUUCUGGUAUAAUAAAAGAGAUUUUUGCCAAAGAUGGUCAAACAGUAAAGUCAGGACAGAAGCUAUGUGUUAUUGACAUUGGUGCUACUGAUGGAGCACCGGCAGCACCUAAAGUUGUUGAAAAAGUUCCAAGUCCUCCACCUAGCAUAACAGCAGCACCACCACCAUCACCACCACCACCACCACCUCCAGCUCGACCGCCAUCUCCGCAAGGACCUACAGUAUCUAUACCAGUUACUACAAUUAAACCUGCUCAAGCAUUGGAAGCUGCAAAAGUACAAUUACCUCCUGAUGAUUAUACACGUGAAAUAACUGGUACCAGAACAGAACAACGAGUAAAAAUGAACAGAAUGCGAAUGCGUAUUGCAGAACGAUUAAAAGAAGCUCAAAAUACGAAUGCUAUGUUAACAACAUUUAAUGAAAUUGAUAUGAGUCGUAUUAUGGAAUUUCGCAAAUUACAUCAAGAAAACUUUACAAAGAAAUAUGGCUUGAAAUUAGGAUUUAUGAGUCCAUUUAUUGCAGCAAGUGCCUAUGCUUUAAAAGAUCAACCAGUAGUAAAUGCUGUAAUAGACGGUGCUGAAAUAGUUUAUAGAGAUUAUGUUGAUAUUAGUGUUGCAGUUGCAACACCAAAAGGACUUGUUGUCCCAGUUCUUCGUAGCGUAGAAAAUAAAAAUUUUGCAGAAAUUGAAAUUGCUUUGGCAGCUUUAAGCGAUAAAGCAAGAAAAGGUAAAAUAACUGUCGAAGAUAUGGAUGGUGGUACAUUUACAAUAAGUAACGGCGGUGUUUUUGGUUCUUUGAUGGGAACGCCUAUUAUUAAUCCACCACAAAGCUCAAUUCUUGGAAUGCACGGUGUAUUUGAUAGACCCAUUGCAAUAAAGGGCGAGAUCGUAAUUCGUCCAAUGAUGUAUGUGGCUUUAACAUAUGAUCAUCGAUUAAUUGAUGGACGUGAGGCUGUGAUGUUUUUAAGAAAGAUCAAGGCUGCUGUAGAAGAUCCCAGAAUUAUAUUAGCUGGACUUUGAGCAUCGUAAAUAUUUUUAUUAAAUCGCUUCAAACACGCCUCUCAUCAUAUCUAAAACAUUUUGUACACGUUGUAUUAUAUUGUGUUCAUCAAAACAACAUAUUCUUAAAUACUUAUUAAUCAUUGUGAUAAAUGAAAGUAAAAAGAGAAAAAUAUUAUACGCGAACGAAAUAAUACGAUGUAUUUCUCUUUUACAAACUUUGUUUUAUUAACAAAGUAUUAUUAAACUCACUCGUAUUGCAUUCAACAAUAUAAAUUAAUUUUUCUGUAACAUAUGAUACGGAAAUUAUCAUAUUAUAAGAUUUUUAAAUCUAAGCAAGAAUAAUAUAAAAAAUCUUCAUUGGUAUGAAAAAAAAAAUGUAUAUUUUAAACUUUUUGUGACUUAAACUUAAAAUACGUUACACAGUAAUUUGAAGAAAAAAGCAAAUUAAUAAUAAUAUGAAGGUUUUUACUUAAAAACAUACAUAUAUACAAUAUAUAAUAGAUAUUUAUUUUUAUUGGUUGAAUAUUAUUAAAUUUAAAAUUUUCAUUAUAUUCUUUAAAAACUUUUUAUAUUCUUAUUUAAUUAUAUAUGAUGUAAAAAUUGUAAACAAAUCAUUAUAUUUUUAAAACAAGUACAUGUAACAAUUGUUUUACUAUUUUUAAUCGUUAUUAUUUUUGAAUGAUUUUGAAUGAGACGUUAUAAAGAAGCGAUAAGAUUGAAAAGAUAGAAGAAGAUACUUUAUUGCAAAGAUAAAUGUAUCUAAAUAUUAAAAUAAAAUUUCACAAAUCUA
Molecule: messenger RNA, 2247 nt
Organism: Apis dorsata (giant honeybee)
Lineage: Eukaryota; Metazoa; Arthropoda; Insecta; Hymenoptera; Apidae
Product: dihydrolipoyllysine-residue succinyltransferase component of 2-oxoglutarate dehydrogenase complex, mitochondrial
Exons: 10
Coding region: 81-1475 (464 amino acids)
Biological process (GO): tricarboxylic acid cycle
Cellular component (GO): oxoglutarate dehydrogenase complex
Molecular function (GO): dihydrolipoyllysine-residue succinyltransferase activity
Source: RefSeq, a predicted model, not a curated record